AAGGGCGUGUGAAGGACCAAGGCGCGCGGCCCUCAGCGACCCAGGGGGGCGCCGUGGCCGCCUGGCCGCGAUGUCCGACGCGUCCGGAGUCUGGCACGGCGUCGCGAUCCUGCCCCUGCGGAACCAGGUGAUAUUCCCCGGCGUGCGCAGCACGGUGGAGGUCACCGAGACAAGGUUCCAGGAGCUCUCUGCCCACCUCGAGAGAACGGGCUCCAGCACCGUCGGCGCGCUCGCGGCGCGACCCGCCAGGGGAGGCCAGAAGGGCGGCUCCGACGGCGGCUCGCGCUCCGCGGCGCCCGGAGACGAGCUCUUCGAGACGGGCACGCUCUGCAGGCUCGUCCACCACACCGUGGAGAACUCGACGUGCAGGCUUGUGGUCGAAGGGAAGUCCCGAUUCACGGUUGAGCGCUUCGAGCAGACAUCGCCCCUGCUCGUGGCCACGGUGCGGCCAGUCGAGGAGGAGCCAGACGCGCACGCGCAGGACGUGUCGGUGUUGGCGCUCAUGCGCAACAUCCAGGAGAGGCUCACCGAGCUCCUGAAGAGCGGCCCGGAGGGCGGCAAGCGGCGCCAGCUCCGGUGGCCCUCGUCGGCCGCGGGCCUCGCUGGCGUCGUCGGGGCCACGCUCGGCCAGGUUCCUGUUGCCGAGAGGCAGCGCAUCCUAGAACUGCGCGACGUCAAGGAGCAGCUGGAGUAUGUGCUCGAGCUUGUCCAGCACGAGUCGGAGGCGAGGAGGAUCUCUAACGAAAUCAGCGCGGGCAUCCAGAAGACGCGCGAACAGGAGCUGAAGAGAGUGGUGUUGCAGCGGCAGAUCCAAGAGGUGCAGAAGGACCUGCGCCGUCUCCGGGGGAGGGUGCAGCGCGAUGCUGAAGACCCGAGCAAGGAAGUUGCAGAGGACGACGCGGGGAACAACGACGGCGAAGAGGAAGAAAACGAGGUAAAGAUCCUCAGCGACAAGAUAUCCAAGGCGGGCCUUCCCCCGGACGCACUGCGCGCGGCAAAAAAGGAGCUCAGGAGGCUGAAAGGCAUUCAGCCGCAGCAUCCAGAGUACACGAUCACCCACUCGUACCUCGAGCUGCUAUCGGUACUACCGUGGCAGACGAGCUCCGAGGACUGCUUCGACCUUGCCCGUGCGCGCGCCGUCCUUGACGAGGACCACCGCGGAUUGGAUAAGGUCAAGGUCCGGAUUCUCGAGUUCCUCGCAGUGCAGAAGAUGCGCGGGAACAUGCAGGGCCCCAUCCUCUGCCUUCAUGGCCCUCCAGGCAUUGGGAAGACAUCUUUGGGCCGCUCCAUCUCGCGAGCCAUGGGCCGGAAGUUUCACAGGAUCGCUCUGGGAGGAGUCCGCGACGAGGCGGAGUUGCGUGGCCACAGGCGCACAUACAUUGGCAGCAUGCCGGGAGUCAUCAUUCAGGCAUUUCAGACCCUCUCUGUGAACAACCCAGUGAUCCUGCUGGACGAGGUGGACAAGAUGUCGCAGAACUCCAUGUCCAAUCCGCAGGCCACCCUCCUGGAGAUCUUGGACCCGGAGCAGAACAGCACGUUCAAGGACCACUACCUGAACACGCCGUUUGACCUCUCCAGGGUCCUGUUCAUCUGCACCGCAAACGACACCUCGCUGCUCGACCGCCCGCUGCUGGACCGCAUGGAGGUCAUCGAGCUCUCCGGCUACACCCCGGAGGAGAAGCUGGCCAUCACCGCCUCCCACCUGCUGCCCAAGCAGCGCCGCCUGCACGCCCUCGAGCCGCCAGGGGCCCCGGACCGCAAGCCCGAGGGCGCCGCGCAGCCCAGGGACGCGCCCGCCGUCGAGUGCGAGCCGCUCGGCGCGGCCGCGGAGCUCCCGCCGAGGCUCCACGUCACGGAGGCCGCGAUCCUGGGGAUCAUCGCCAGGUGGACCUCCGAGAGCGGCGUGCGCAGCCUGGAGCGCAGGCUGGCACAGAUCUGCCGCUGGGCCGCGCUGCGGCUGCAGGGCGUCAGCAUGCCGCUGAACGCGGGCACCGAGCGGGACCACGAGCAGGAGGAAGCCCUGUCCGCGUGCGGGCCCAUCGAGGGAGUCAUCACCGUGGACGCGCAGCACCUGCCGUACAUCAUCGGCAGCGAGAUAUUCGAGCUGGACAUCGCGGAGAGACUGAUGGUGGGGGUGGCCAUGGGCCUCAGCGUGUCAACCACGGGCGGUCAGCUGCUCUUCAUCGAGGCCACCCGCAGCAGGGGCACGAACAGGCUGACCAUCACAGGCCAGCUCGGGAAGGUCAUGACCGAGAGCGUCGAGACCGCCCUGUCUCUCCUGAGGAGCCGCUUCGUGCGUGUGGACGCGGGGCGAGGCGACGUGCCGGGCGAGGCGCAGAGUCUGAAACGGCUCCCCGGCGUGCCCGAAGCUGGCGCAGCUUCCGCCGCCGCUGCCGACGGCCCCUUCCCGGGCGAGGACGUCCACGUGCACUUCCCCGCCGGGGGCAUCCCCAAGGACGGGCCUUCCGCUGGCGUCGCGGUCCUUCUCGCCCUGGCCUCCCUCUGGCUGAACCGCCCCAUGCGGAGCGACACCGCCGUGACCGGGGAGGUCAGCCUGCGAGGCAGCGUGCUGCCGGUGGGCGGCAUCCGGGACAAGGUGCUGGCCGCCCAGAGGGCGGGCGUCGGUCACGUCCUGCUGCCGCUGGCGAACAAGCGCAACGUCCUUGAAGACGUGCCCGCAAGGGUGCUGCAGGGCGUGGAGGUGCACUACGUCAGUCACGUCGACGAGGCUCUGGAGUGGGCCUUCGGAGCCGCCGCGGGCGGCGCCCUCCCUGCGGAGGAGGCGGGCGUGCAAGAGGUCGCCUACCUGAGGGCGCGGCUCUGAGCUGAGCCGAGGGGGCGGGGUGGAG
Prorocentrum cordatum is the source of this 2849-nucleotide messenger RNA. NCBI's taxonomy places the organism in Eukaryota, Dinophyceae, Prorocentrales, Prorocentraceae. The record is from the annotation of a GenBank genome assembly.